Molecule: messenger RNA, 1195 nt
Organism: Spodoptera frugiperda (fall armyworm)
Lineage: Eukaryota; Metazoa; Arthropoda; Insecta; Lepidoptera; Noctuidae
Product: trypsin
Exons: 7
Coding region: 51-1160 (369 amino acids)
Biological process (GO): proteolysis
Molecular function (GO): serine-type endopeptidase activity
Source: RefSeq, a predicted model, not a curated record
ACUCGUAUGUAGGUACACUUAUAGUAGGUAUAUGUGUUAUAUAUUUAAAAAUGUCGAAUAUAUUUCUAUGUUUGUUAGCAUUUACUAUUAUUUAUUAUGUAAAUGGGAAAAUGGGCGGUCAUCAUAAUGCUGAUGACACCAGACCCCACCACCCACAUCAUGCAAUAAAAGGAUCGCGCCGGCGAGGACACCAUCACAAACCUGGACUUCGUAUCAGGAAUGAGCACCAAGUCUACAUCACCCAGCCGAAGACAAACUUGAGGAUCCGAGGUGGUAAUGCCACCGACACGAAGAACUUCCCUUACAUGGCUGCUAUCAUAAUCAAUGGUAGACUGUGGUGUGCCGGCACCAUCGUCGAUGUCAACUGGGUGGUCACUGCUGCUCAUUGCUUGAAUUAUGUCCUCCACGUAUCCCCCCUAAAGACAUUGGGGCAGUAUGUGAAGGUGCGGGUGGGCAGCGCCAGACCCCAUGAGGGGGGCACGCUAGUCGACGUGGCCGGUGCUGUAAGGCACCCCAAGUUUGAAGAGGAACCCGUGCCUCACGCUGAUGUGGCCCUAUUGAAACUCGCUGAGAAUAUCGAGUUCAAUAGACACGUGAGCCUGCUGAAGAUCUACGAAGGUAUCAAGGAACCGUUCGCCCAGAGCUUCAUCGUCGUCACCGGUUGGGGAGCUACUAAAGGUACAGACACGGCCUUCAGAGAGCACACUCCUGACUUGAUGACGGGCAGGCUGAAGGUGCGCUCGCAGCACUACUGCAUCGAUGCCUACCAACUGGUCAACGGGUUCCAAUUCACUCCAGACUUCUUCUGUGCCUCCUUGAGGAACGGUACCAGAGAUGCUUGUUUGUUCGACGCAGGCGCUCCAGCAGUGCAGCAGAACAGAUUGAUGGGUAUCAUGAGCUUCGGUCCUGAACGCUGCGGACAUGAGUUCCAGCCAGCUGUCUUUGUCAAGGCCUUCUAUUUCAGGGACUUCGUAAAAUCAACAAUAGCUUCAUACAAGACGACUGCAGAACUGAUAGACGCGGUGCAGGAGAUUGACCCAAGCUUGCAACCACACGAACAGCUGCACGAAGGAGUGCCACAAGAGGUGCCUGAGAGGCUGAGGGAAGACGUCAAAAACGCCUGGGAGGCGGCAACUGAGCCUGACAUAAGACACGACUAACGUACCCGUGUUAAGAAGCAUCCACAAACUACAAU